AUGGCCGGCUCGUCUGACGAUAACGGUUCUAACAGCAAUGGCAACAACGGCCAGCAAGGCCAUAGCCCCGGUGCAGACAAUAAUGCCAGCAUGCGAGAGACAGCACCCGACAACUCGAGUGUUCCAAAGCCCAAGAGGCUGGCUUUACAUGCUCGCGAUUGGGUCAUUCUUGUGCCUAUGAUGAACAGCGAAGGAAGCGGCCCCAAGCGAGGAUACGUGAAGGCACUGGAAGAGAGAUUAAAACAAGUCGAGACGUUAUUGAAGACACAAGAUCCUGUGCCAGCCACCAGCAGCCCUGGCGCAAAGGGUAUGAAUAUGCCCAUGCCUGGCGCACACAACCCCCAAACAGGGACACCGAAUUUAGGCGUUGCGAAUCCAUCCAUGGGCAUGGGCGCGGACCGCGAUAUGGAAAAUAGAUGGCAGCAUUUCAAUGGCGAGUCCCCACAAGCUGGUGGUAACAUGGAAGAUUUCAACUUCAACUCGAACAUGGGCAUGCCGAUGAACAAUGUUGGCGGUGGAAAUUUCACAUGGGAAAUGAUUGGCCUUGGCCUCGAAGAGCCUCUGCCUCCCCAGGAAACCAUUGAUGAGCUUCAUCAAGUGUAUUUCGAAAAAGUCCACCCGUCCAUGCCUAUGAUCCAUCGGUAUCGUUAUCUAGCCGCCAUGAACCUGGCGCCAAACCAGCGACCACCUGUGUGCUUACGAUACGCUAUGUGGACUUUGGCUUGCUCCAUCACCGACAAAUAUUCAGAUCUCAAAGAUCUAUUUUACCAGAGAGCUCGCAAGUAUGUUGAGGCUGAUUAUGUGAAGGGUUAUGGCGAGCACAUGAUUUCUGUAGCACAUUGCCAAACGCAUAUCCUGUUGGCCGCGUAUGAGAUGAAGAUGAUGUACUUUCCUCGGGCGUGGAUUAACACGGGGUCGGCCGUCCGCCUCGCUCAGAUGAUUGGCCUACAUCGGCUAGACGGUACCGGACUGGACGUUAAGCAAUGUCUUCCUCCUCCCAAGGACUGGACGGAGCGGGAAGAACGACGGCGAACGUUUUGGAUGGCUUUCUGUGAAGACCGAUAUGCGAGCAUCGGUACUGGAUGGCCGAUGACGAUUGAUGAACGGGACAUCAUGACCAAGAUGCCAGCAACUGAUGAAGCCUUCGACAUGAGCCGACCUGAACAAACGCAUACACUACAAGAAUGCACCGGACCGCCAGGUGUCGGCAAGCUUUCGUCUUUUGGUGGAGUUGUUCUCAUGGCUUGUCUUUUUGGGCGCAAUCUCAUCCACCUCCACCGACCAGAUGAUGACGACCUCGACCACGACCUCAACGGUCCAUUCUGGAAACGGCACAGACAGAUGGACAACAUUCUCUUGAACACGUCGCUAGGCCUUCCCUCCCAUCUCAAGCUUCCAAAUGGACUGUCGAGUCCUAAUGUGAUCUUCACCAACAUGAGCAUUCACACGUCCACCAUUUGCUUGCAUCAAGCUGCCAUUUUUAAAGCCGACAAGAACAAGCUUGCGGCUUCUGUCAGCUCAGAAAGCAAAGUGCGUUGCAUUACGGCUGCAAAUGAAAUUGCCAGCAUUAUGAGAACAAUUUCCCAUAUGGAUCUGUCAUCGAUGAAUCCAUUCAUCUCUUUCUGCCUUUAUGUGGCAGCUCGAGUUUUUGUUCAGUAUCUGAAGAGCCGACCCGAUGAUACGCAAACAGCGGAUUCAUUGCGAUUCCUCCUGUCGGCGAUGAACGCCCUGAAACGACGAAACCCGUUGACAGAGUCCUUCUUGGUCCAGCUUGACGUAGACUUUGAGGCAUUAGCUGUGCGUAUUCCAAAGUUGAGAAAUGCCUUCCGCGGCGGAGAAAGCCCCCAUUUUGGGAGCAAGGUCGAGCAUGCUGGCCCGCUUUGUUCCGACCCUGAAGGUGUGCAGGGAAUCUUGGCCUAUCGAGGAGAGUGCCAUUUUAUGAAACCACAGGGUGAUGACGGCAACCCAGCUACAGGGCCAGAUCUCGUUGACGGCCAGGGUGAAAACGCAGGAGGACGAACAGCAGCUUCUGGUGGUGGUUUUGGUGGUGGACAAACGUGGCUUGCGACAGACCAGACCUCAGUCCCCGUCUUAACCCCGAGUUCUGGAACCAUGUACGAGAAGAACGGCUCAACGAGCGGUCAUGUUUCCGGUUACGGCGAAGCAAAUGGCGAUGGCCAUGAUAGACCAGGCUCGCCGGAUGCCGGCCAGUCAAAUGGACCAACGCCAAACUCCAGUGGUGCUGGAUCAGAGCCAAAAUCGCAUCUUGCACCUGGGAAUAUGGGUAGCGCAGGACAAGAAAAUGGCUUCCACCCAAGCCCAAUCUCCCCUCAACAAAACAUGAUGAACCAAGGGGCGCCGACAGAUGCUGGCAGUCACCAGGGAUUCUUUGGUGAAUCUCUUACAUUUUCCAUGGGCCACAACAUGGCUGGUCAGCAAAAUGGAGGAUUCGCCGUACCACAAAACUGGGGUCCAGAGAUGAAUGGCCAAGCGCCGCCUCCCAAUAUGACACCGGUAGGCGAGGGAGUCCUCCGAGCCCUUAUGAAUAUGGGACCCAUGGAUGCCAUGGACCUGUCGUCAUGGGACUCGGGGCAAGACAAUGCAAUGCGAGGUUGA
This is a messenger RNA of Pochonia chlamydosporia 170, 2616 nucleotides long. Its product is annotated as C6 transcription factor Prf. Gene Ontology annotation, cellular component: nucleus. Lineage: Eukaryota; Fungi; Ascomycota; Sordariomycetes; Hypocreales; Clavicipitaceae. Gene Ontology annotation, biological process: DNA-templated transcription. The transcript has 7 exons. The coding region runs from base 1 to 2616 and encodes 871 amino acids. Gene Ontology annotation, molecular function: zinc ion binding; DNA binding. The record is from RefSeq and is a predicted model, not a curated record.